GAAAUAUUUCAAGGACUAUUUCGCUCCACCGGCACUCGAGUUAUCCCGAAUAAGGGAGGCAAAAGUAAGACUCCCGAUGAUGGUAGGAAGCCUCAAAAGCCCAACGACAAGGAGCAAUCGGAUGAACCGGAAGAAGAACAUUCGCCUCAGAAGCAUACACCGAAUCUCGAGGAGUUGCGCCUCAUGUAUCUUGAAAAUCUUAUUCUAGAAGAGAAGCUGAAGAGAAGAGCCCGACGAAUUAGACGGGAAAUGGUCAAAGAAUCGCGACAACGCCGGCGACGUAGACGAAGACGUGGUCAUGGACACAUCAACAGAGACAUGUUGUUAGCCAAGUUGAUCAUGGAGAAUAGCUGA
Molecule: messenger RNA, 354 nt
Organism: Protopolystoma xenopodis
Lineage: Eukaryota; Metazoa; Platyhelminthes; Monogenea; Polystomatidea; Polystomatidae
Source: the annotation of a GenBank genome assembly